Messenger RNA from Danio rerio (zebrafish), 1826 nucleotides. NCBI's taxonomy places the organism in Eukaryota, Metazoa, Chordata, Actinopteri, Cypriniformes, Danionidae. The record is from RefSeq and is a predicted model, not a curated record.
UUGUUUCUUUUAACUGUCUUCUUCCGAGUUGACUACCGCUGCCCUUUUGAGAUUGUACCGGUGUGAAUCAUAAAAGCAGAGAAUGUUAGAAACAUUUAACAGAUGCUGUAAAACUUAAACAUUUUAAGUUAAAGUGAUCUGACUCUCUACCCUUUCUCGCCAUAGGACGCUACCUGAUUAAGGAUGAAACGAGAAGACAGGUGUUUUCAAAUUUGAUUUUAGAUCUGCAUCAAAAGUGGUCUACUUGGUGUAUGGUGUCAAUCCUAAUGAGUAAGAAAUCAAUACUGUCAUUAUUAUUGUACUUUCUUUCACAGCGGAGGAAAUUUAAUAACAAUCACAGUCCUGGUGUUUAGAGCUCCCCAUUUCCAACUUCCGGCCGAGAAGCAUCCUUUCACAUGCUUGACAGCUAAAGGAAUCGUUCUCACUAGGAACCUGGAAGCAGCCAAUUAUCACUCUUCUCCUUAUCAGUCUUCUUUUCUUUCUCUCUUCUCUAGCUGUCCUAACUGUGUGUGUUUACUGACUGUCCCCACAGAGACUACAAGUUAGAUGCACGCCCCCUAGAGGAUCACAGUCACAGAGAACAACACCCACUUGUUCAUUCCACACUCAACAGUAGCUCACACCUGACAUUACACCCUGACACUUUUUGUUUGCCAUUUGUUUUUGUUUUCUUUUGUCCUUUUCUCUCUCUCUCCCCUCUAGGUCUGUGUCAGUGUCGGUUAUAGGUCUUCCCCCUCACAGCCGCAAACAUGGCUCGCCCUAAAGACCCUGUUGGCCACUGGAAGGACCUAGAAGCAUGGCUAAGUGUUGCAACGGACAGCCUCCUCCCUAAAGCCGCCGAAAAGCUAAAGCAUCUGACACAGGACCAGCUGGAUGAGAACCUGAGCAGCCUUAUGAAGCAAGACCCGAGCAAAAGCUACAAUCACAAAGACCUAGCCAAGAUCACAGGUACUUUGAGUCACGUCCUUAUCGCCACCCUCAAGCUGAGUGACAGGCAUUCCGCCCAGCUCCAGCACAAGCUGACACAUGUGCAGACCCGCAUCAACCAGCUAGAACUGGAGGCUCAGGAACGACGGGAACAGCCAGAUGAGACUGAUCAAACUGCCAAAGAGGAGAUCGAUAAACUUCAAGAGACUCUUGCCGCCACCACCCAAGAAAUGGAGCAAGCCAAAGCCGACCAUGCUGACGUUGCUAACAAGCUUGAGUAUGUCGAACAGCUACUGGAAGAGGUAAAUGCUGACUCUAAAGACAAGGACAGCAGAAUCAAAGCCCUCGAAACUCACCUGAGUGAAGCUAGACAUGAGGUCAGACGACUAACGCAGCAGCAGGACUACAUCAAAGAAGAGUCCAACAGCAUUAAAGAUGAACCCAAGCAUGCAUAUGAACUGACACACAAUGAGAAAGCUGAGGGGUCACUGCCAAAACCCUCACCAUCUCCUUCUGUUCCAGACAGCCACAUAUCACCAUGUGGCCUGAACCUCAGAGACCUUGACAAGCUAGUCAAGAACCUGGGCAAGUUCAAGCCGAAUUUGCUAGGUAGCCAAGAUGUUCACGCCUAUCUGCAAGACAUUGACUUUCACCUGGAAAUGAGACCCAAUGUCACUAACAAAGAUAGACUGUAUUUGCUCAGAGCAACCUCCAGCCCUGAAGUGUGCAGAUUCCUGGACCGUCAGCCAGCUCACACAAAGACUGACUACCUCCUGCUCCGAGAAGCCCUCAUCAGAGAGUUUGUUGACAUCGAGUCUGAACAAGGACUUGUAGCUGCCCUGGAGACAAAGCAAGGUCGCCAUGAGUCUUCUCAAGCCUACUACAGCAGACUCAGAUGA